CCUAGCCCAUCCGGACCGCCCGGCGUCAGGUACCUGUUCACCACGCCGCCCCGCCCCGAGGCCGCAGCUGCCGGUGCAGCGCCUCCCGCCGGCCCCCAGCGCCUGUGGAAAGGAGCGGACAGGCCAGAGGCUCCCUGGGCCGACAAGUCUCGGCUAGGCCGUGCUUCCGAGUCCCAGGCGCCUCCAGAGGCCGAGUUCCCAGCGCGGCCCACCCAGCAUCCGGGGCGCUGUGAGGGGCGCUCGCACCCGGCGGCGGAAAGGCCACUGGCGUGGCGGGAGGCGGCCCGCGGCCUGGGCGUGCCCCCUGCGGGGAACGGAGCUCACUGGCUGCUCUCUUCCCCAGAGAGCGACGGGGCCGGCCGCAGCCUCAGCCAUGCGCCCCUCGGCCGCAGGCGGGCUCCUCUUGGCCUGCAGCCUCGCUUUCCUGCCCUUCUUCACAGUUUCCUGGGAGAUUAUGAUGAGUGACCUAGAGGAGAAGGAUGUGGAUGAAUUCAGCUCCAGUGGCUUUAAGUGCCUGACAUGCUUUGCAGUGCAGGGAAGGAAAUGUGAUCCAGAACUCAAAUGGUGUGCGGCAGAUAAAACAAAGUGUAUUGAAUUCUCUGGCAUCAUCAACACAGGUAUUCGUGAUGUAGCCGUUGAAAUGAAGAGAUGCAUACAAGCAGACCUAUGCAAAGAGACGAUAACUUCUUAUAUGGGUUUUCCAAUUGCUAACAAGAGUAGAAAUUGCAAAUCAGCCAUCAGAAACGGGGCCAGAAUCAGACCCCCAUCUCCCAUCUUCUUUGUUCUCUUCCUGGGGAGGGUACUUCAUUGAGUUCUGGCAAGGGCCUAGCCACUUCCAUUUAUGAAUUAAACCUGCAUUUUUUUGUUUAUGUA
Messenger RNA from Macaca mulatta (Rhesus monkey), 873 nucleotides. RefSeq lists its product as uncharacterized. Lineage: Eukaryota; Metazoa; Chordata; Mammalia; Primates; Cercopithecidae. The record is from RefSeq and is a predicted model, not a curated record.